This is a messenger RNA of Talaromyces marneffei, 339 nucleotides long. RefSeq lists its product as uncharacterized. Lineage: Eukaryota; Fungi; Ascomycota; Eurotiomycetes; Eurotiales; Trichocomaceae. The transcript has a single exon. The record is from RefSeq and is a predicted model, not a curated record. Bases 1 to 339 code for a protein of 112 amino acids.
AUGCAUGUCAUUGCCCUCCUCUACAACGACAAUGCCACACUGCGCCCAUGGAAGCCACACAACUUCUCCCGAGUCGGCCAAAGCGUAAUCUACAACGGAACCUGCUACCUUGCAGACCGCGGCAGCGCUUUAAUUCAUGUCAUUGACCUUGGAAACCGCCAUCACCAGACGACCAUCAAAGGGUUCUGCGGCAAACCCCCAAAGCAAGAAAGUACGACAACAUCUACUACCACCGCUGCUGCCGCUGCUACAAGUGCUUCUUCUACCUCACAGCUAGCCAAUACUCAGUCACCACCUGAACUACGGGACAUAUUAGCAACGGUCGGACCUAUGGCAUGA